AGUUUCGCGGGAUUUAGGCUGUGCGCAUGCGUCUUGCAUUCAGUUUAGCGCGGGUCUACACAAGGAUAACAACUGCUAACCGUUGCUCACGACCCGGUUUAGCAACGUUUAUCAAAUUUACAUUUGUUUUUAAUAAGUUAUAGCCGGUAUGUGGAAUCAGGGAGGAUACACCGAGUCUGGGAUGGUCGGGGGUUACACUCAGUCUCCUGGAGGCUUUGCAUCCCCUGCCCUAUCCCAGGGAGGAGAGAAGAAAGGGAGGACCCGGGCUACACAAAUCAUCCCCUGCACUGUGUCCCAGCUGAUGUCUGCCUCACAGGCUGAUGAGGUCUUCAGAGUGGGAGAUGUGGAAGUGACACAGGUCACCAUUGUGGGGAUCAUAAGAAGCACAGACAAAUCUAUGACCAAUAUCCAGUACAAGGUGGACGACAUGACUGGUGCCCCUAUGGAUGUGAAGCAGUGGGUCGACACUGAGGACCCAAGUGUAGACAGCACGGUUUUGCCCCCAGGAACUUAUGUCAAAGUCUCCGGAAAUCUGCGCUCCUUUCAGAACCACAGAUCUGUUGUAGCCUUCAGCGUCAGGCCCCUGGCAGACAUGAAUGAGAUCACCUCGCACAUUCUGGAGGUUGUGCAGGCACACAUGGCACUCUGCAAACCUCAAACCAUGCCAGGUAACGGUGGAGGAAUGGGUGCUAGCAGCACAUCAAUGGUCCGCCAAGGCCUGGGGAUCACCGGAGGAAGCUAUGCAGGUGCUAACGAGAACCCACUGAUGGUCAUUAACGGGUUAAGUGCGAAUCAGAACCAGGUGCUAAGUUUGAUAAAAGGUUGUCCGGACCAACAGGGUAUCAGCAUUCAAGACCUGAAGCAAAGGCUCAGUGGCAUAAGUCUUGCAGUGAUCAAGCAAGCAGUGGAAUUCCUGAGCAACGAAGGUCACAUCUUUUCAACCAUAGACGAGGAUCACUACAAAUCAACAGACAAUGACAACUAACCCACUUCAUCUUUGAAGCAUUUGUGGAGUUGCAUGUUUCAAUUUAAGCUGUCGGCGUCAUUAGAAAAGAGUUCAAUUAAAACGCUGGGAGCACUUCACCUCUAUCACCGAGGAACUGAAUUAAAUAUUGACGUCACUUAAGUUAAGAUACUUUGGCCAGUGUUGAAGAACACAGGGCUUGAGCAAACAUUUGGUUUCCACAUCCUGUAUUCCCUGAGUUCACUUCUGCAUCUGAGCAAGUCAGAAAAGAGACUGGUUAUGUUUCUUGUUGCAGUUAGUCUUGAAAUACCGCACAUCCUCCUCCUGUAUAACAUUUUGUACUUUUAAAGAUUUGCAAAAUAUGUACUUUGUUUGUUUUGCUUGUAUAAUUCACCUUUGCUAAAAUUAAAGAUUCUACAAAAA
Messenger RNA from Girardinichthys multiradiatus, 1387 nucleotides. It is a transcript of the gene rpa2, whose product is annotated as replication protein A2. The coding region runs from base 149 to 985 and encodes 278 amino acids. The transcript is spliced from 9 exons. The record is from RefSeq and is a predicted model, not a curated record. NCBI's taxonomy places the organism in Eukaryota, Metazoa, Chordata, Actinopteri, Cyprinodontiformes, Goodeidae. Gene Ontology annotation, cellular component: site of double-strand break; chromosome, telomeric region; DNA replication factor A complex. Gene Ontology annotation, biological process: DNA replication; nucleotide-excision repair; double-strand break repair via homologous recombination. Gene Ontology annotation, molecular function: DNA binding.